This is a messenger RNA of Heterocephalus glaber (naked mole-rat), 5289 nucleotides long. RefSeq names its product cytosolic arginine sensor for mTORC1 subunit 2 (gene Castor2). The record is from RefSeq and is a predicted model, not a curated record. Gene Ontology annotation, biological process: negative regulation of TORC1 signaling. Lineage: Eukaryota; Metazoa; Chordata; Mammalia; Rodentia; Bathyergidae.
GGGCGCGCGGGAGGGGCGCGGGGGGCCACGGGUCGCCCCCCGCCGAUGCGCCACCGCGGAGCGCGGGCGGACGAUGGAACUCCACAUCCUGGAGCAUCGGCUGCAAGUUGCCAGCGUCGCCAAGGAGAGUAUCCCGCUCUUCACCUACGGCCUCAUCAAACUUGCCUUCCUGUCCUCCAAGACCAGGUGCAAAUUCUUCAGUCUGACUGAGACGCCAGAGGACUACACCAUCAUCGUGGAUGAGGAGGGCUUCCUGGAGCUGCCCUCCUCUGAGCACCUGAGUGUGGCUGAUGCCACCUGGCUGGCCCUCAACGUGGUGUCCGGCGGCGGCAGCUUUUCCAGCUCCCAGCCCAUCGGCGUGACCAAGAUCGCUAAGUCGGUUAUCGCCCCCCUGGCCGACCAGAACAUCUCAGUCUUCAUGCUGUCCACCUACCAGACGGACUUCAUCCUGGUACGUGAGCGAGACCUGCCCUUCGUCACCCACACCUUGUCGUCAGAGUUCACCAUCCUGCGGGUCGUCAAUGGCGAGACAGUGGCAGCCGAGAACCUGGGCAUCACCAAUGGCUUUGUAAAGCCCAAGAUGGUCCAGAGGUCGGUCAUCCAUCCGCUGUCCAGCCCCAGCAACAGGUUCUGUGUCACCAGCCUGGACCCUGACACGCUGCCCACUGUCGCCACGCUCCUCAUGGACGUCAUGUUCUACUCCAAUGGAGUGAAGGACCCCAUGGCAGCUGGCGAGGACUGCGGCCACAUCCGCUUCUUCUCCUUCUCCCUCAUCGAGGGCUACAUCUCCCUGGUGAUGGACGUGCAGACCCAGCAGAGGUUCCCCAGUAACCUGCUCUUCACCAGUGCAUCCGGAGAGCUGUGGAAGAUGGUGCGAAUCGGAGGGCAGCCCCUGGGAUUCGACGAGUGUGGCAUCGUGGCCCAGAUCUCUGAGCCCCUGGCUGCGGCCGACAUCCCCGCCUACUACAUCAGCACAUUCAAGUUUGACCACGCGCUGGUUCCCGAGGAGAACAUCAGCGGGGUGAUCAGCGCCCUGAAGGUCAGCCAGGCCGAGAAGCACUGAUGCCCUCACUCCCCGCUGCCCUUCGUGUUCUUGCAGUAUUUCUCCAGACUGGAAGAGCGGCCUAGGGACACUGCCCUGAGGGCCAAGGCCUCCCAGGAGCCCCAUCCCUUGGAAAGGGACCUGCCUCCCCCACCUCCCCUGGAAAAUGGCGUCUGAGGCCCCGGGGCCUGGGGAACAGCCCCACCUCCUCCUGGGGCUGUUUUUGGGGGGCUGGCAGAGCCAGGCUGGGCAGGUGGAGCCCUUGGUGGCCUCCGAGAGGUGGGGGGCUGAACAGGGUGGUUGCUGAUCCCCGUUCUCGGGGCUCAAGGCGGGUUCCCCUGGAGUGGAGGCUGGUGGGCCACCCUGCCCCCGCCUGCCAGCCACAGGGCCUGCACCCCAUCUCAGCACGACUGCCAAGAGGGCCCUGUCCGUACCUCCCACCCUAAGCACUCACCCCGGGGGCCCACCAGCUCGGCACACCAGCUUCUCUGUCCUCUGCUUUCCUGGCCCCUCCUCGGGUGGGCAGAGCCUUGGUUUCCCCCCAGCAGGGGCUUCCCCAGCAGUCUUCACCUGGGGUUUCUUAGGUCACCCCAGCCUCCCUGACAGUCAGCUAGACCAGCACAGGGCUCCCCACUGGCCUCCCCAUCUGCACCCCACAUUUGGGGGUUACGGGUGGCCACCACCCGCCUGCCUGCCUGCCUGCCCUGACCCCUGGGGCUGGGCAUUCACAAGUACUUGACCUGGGAGGCAGCUUAACUGAGCCUUAAUAGAGAAAAUCAUACUUUGUUUUAGAUUUUUAUUUAACGUAUUUGCAGUUGUGCCUGGGCUGCUGCCGUUGGCUGUCAUUUUUUUUCUUGAGGUGGGUUCUGACCGAGUUCUCCCCAGGGACACAGGGCUCAGCGCCACUGGGGGCCCUGUGGGUCCAGGGACAGGCAUGGACACCAGAGCUGGCACAGGGUCCCAAGGCUGUGUGCUGUCCCGGGCGGAGCUGAGGACGGGGGACUCCUGCUCUCCUGGGAGAGCCCUUGUGUGAGCAGCUCCUGCUGCUCCAGCCAGGCGGACAGGCCUGGAGGCCCCCUCACUCGGAACUGCAAGCCAUCCUUGCAGGGCCCAGCAUGCUAAGUAGAAACCCACCUUCCUGCUUGGUUUUUAAGUUAAUUCAUUUUGCACAAAAUCCCCAAAGCAACCAAAUCUCAAUUGUUUGCUGGUCCCAAAAAGGAGGUGGCUGAGUGGGCAGGGCUGUGGUUGCAGCCCCGAAUCCCCUUGCUGUCCGUAGAAGGCCUUUAUUUUCUGGGGAGCCCCUCUCUGCACCCCUUUCCGUCUGCUUCCUUCCUACCGGGCCAGUGCGUCAGCUUGGUGUCCCCAGUCAUGUAGCCCCUAGACUUCUAGGACUGUCUGUUGUACACACCUAUAAAUAUCUGUUUUAUGUUGAUAUAUAUAUAUAUAUAUACAUAUAUAUAUAUAUACACACACACUGUAAAUAGCAUCUAUACUUGAGCAAUAUAUAUGGUAAUAUAUUCUGUGUGCACAGGGUGCGGGCACAGACCCCCCCACACACAGACCUGUGUGUGCAUGCGUGGGUGCGAGGCCCCGUCCCACUGUGUCGGCUGUGCACACUGACAGUGUUGAGCCACCGCGUAUUCUUGAGUCUAUAGGCAAUAUGAUUAUGCGACAUCAGUGGGUCCCGCGGGCCUCCCUGGAGAGACGACAAAACCAGCAGCCCACAGCGCAUGCUACAGGGUGGCGUGGAGGCCCAGGCGUGUCCUGGAUCUGGUUUCCCCACCACCACUCUCCAGCCGAGGCCCCUGGACACCUGUGUCCAUUUGGAGGGGGACAUUAGUUGGAGGAGCAGUUGGGACUUGUUUUUAACAGAGCGUCCCCUCACGGGGUCAGUUGAGCACCUGCCCUGGCACAUGGCCACACCCGGCCUUCCCUCCUUGGAUGGAUGGCUCCUUUCCUGGUGGCCCCUUACCUGGUUUCUUUUUAUCCGCAAGCUUAGAAAUGCAGGUCCUUCGCCCAGGCCUGCUCCUGGGGACUGGCGUCAUCUGUCCCCAAACAGCACAGGUGACUGACUGCUGUGUCUGGGAAGGGGCUGGGCGAGGGCCCCACUGCCCCCAGCACCCUGCUCCCUGGCCACAGGGAGCCCCUGCUCCCCCCCCGCCCCCCCGCCAUUACUUGUGGGAGGGAGCACACUUCUGUUCUCUGUGUGUGGUGUAGUCGAAGCAUGGUCCCCAAAGCCCUGGCCAGGGGCUCCCAGGGGCCGCCAGCCCUUGACCUUUCCCUCCAGACCUCCCUGGAGGCCAUCUGUACCUGGACCCCUGAAGGGCUGUUAGUUCCCCCUGGGACCUGCAUGCGCAUGCAGGUCAGACAGAGGUGCGCGGGGGUGGGGGGAGAGGACGGUCUUGCAGUGCAGUGGCUGGGGACACAGUCUGGCGUGGGGUGACCAGGCUGGAUCCACCCCAGCGUGGGGUGUGGUCUCCACCUCUCUAAUGAGGAAAGCACCACGUGUGGACUCCGCCCUGACCUCUGCCCUCGUCCCUUCCCUGUAGCAGACUGUGAGGAGCCCAGGAUGAGUUCACAGGGACAGGGGUCCCUAGCCAUGACCCUGUAACAGCCCCUCCCCAGGAUUUCGGGGGCCCUGGGCACCACCCACCAGCCCAGGCAGCAGGUCCCCUGGGGAGGAGGAGUGGGGGAUGUGACUGUCACGCACCUGGCCUCAGUGCCCAGCAGGAGGGCCCUUGUCUGGGGACCUGGUCCCUGUGAGGGACACAGGGUGCCAGGGGGGCGAGGAGGUCCAGAGAGGAUCAGGACAGAUGGAAGGGGCCCCAGUCCAAGCGCCGCAGCCGCAGCCUGCUGGGUGAUUUUCAGAGGGGUUCAAGCCACCUGCCACACUUCCCUGGCAGACCUUUGGAGUCCCCAAGGUCACCCUGGGCCACCUUCCAAGCCUCUUGGCUGGACCUGGGCUCUUACCCUCAGCUAGGAGAGGGGAUUCGGGACACUCCCAGGCCGCCGCAGCCCUGUUGUGACAGAAUUUGCUGUCCCAUUUCUGAGCGAAACAGGGAGGAAAGAAGAACCCCACCACUGCCCACGGGGAGCAGGGGGCCACAUGGCUGGUGAGCGGGCAUGGAUGGGGGUCUUCAGUUUUGGGGGUUUCCCGAGGUGCCGUGGGCAGGCAGGGUCACCCAUGGAGGGACAGGGCGGCCGGGGAGGAGGGAGCCCUGGCAGCUAGAUAGCCUGUCCUGCGUUUCCAAGCUCAUCCCAGGUAUUUUUCUUUCCUUUUGAAGGUAGAAGCAGCAAAACCACAAGCCCAGCCGUCCCUGUCCCUCUCCAUAGACAGAGGGUGGAGGCCGCCCUCCUGGGAGGUGACGCUGGCGGGAUGGGAGGGCUGUGGCUCUUGGUGCCAGAGGAGGGUGGCCCGGCCCUCGGCAUCAGGACACUGCCGUACGUGGUUCUUACGCAUGUGUGUGAGCAUGAGUGUGCGCGUGCGUGUGCGGGGCCCGGCUUGGCUCAUUCAGUAGAGUCCAUGGGCCACAUGGACCCAGGUGACCAGGUGGGGACACCCAGCUGGCUUCAAGGCAGAGGGUGGGGUUGCCUGGGUAGGGGUCCCCAUUUGAAACUGUGGAAGGGCAGAGGUGUCCCUAGCCCGGGCCUGGACGUCCAUGCCGCAGCCGGGCCUGGCUGGGCCUCCCUGUGCAGUUGCCCCGGAUCACCCCCGUAUUCACGGGGGCAGGUUGUGGGCUGGGGCCCGAGCAGACGGCAGAGCCCAGCAGGCGAGCAAAUGCAGGCCAAGCCCAGUGUGUUUCUCUUUCCACUGCCUCAGUUUACCUGUAGAGAAAAUGGCCCAGGAAUAGUUGGAUGGGGUUGGCUCCAGAACAGGAAGGGAGUGAGAUGAGAAAUAACCCCAAGCCCUCUUGCUCUAUGCCAAAAUCAUUUCCGUUAUCCUAAGAUGGGGGGGUGGAAGGGGUGCGGGGUGCUCCUGCCCUCGGCCCCCUCGCCUGCACCUGGCGUGCCAUGUCCAGGUCACCACCAGCAGCCCUGGUGCGUCAACCCCCAGGCCUGGGUGAAGGGGACAAGUGGCCGGCCUGGCCCACCCCUGGGGCCCUCACGCUUAUUUUCUUUGUCAAACAUAGAACCUUCAAAAUUCACGUACUGUAUGAUGGAGAGAAAAAAGUACCUAAUGUUCCCCCCAAAAGACAGUAUAUUUUGUACUUUGUAAAGUGUUCAUUAAAAUGAAGGAGAAAAAAUGA